AUAUGAUCGAAUGUUUUCAUCUGCGUUCGUCUUGACCGCGUCUUGACAUUUCUAAUGAAUUUUCUUUCAAAAAUUGAAAAACACAAUUUUUAAAAUGAGUUGGGAAGUAAGUGCAGCUCCAAUGUGUCGAGCUUGCAUGGAAAUUGAUGGAACUUUCAUUUCUAUGGACGAUGAAAUCUUUAAUAAGAAAAAUUUGCUCAAAAAACUUAUCGAGUUAACGUCUAUUCGCAUUGAUAAGAACGAUGGCCUUCCAACAAUGCUGUGCACAAAAUGUGCUCAUCGUACGAGCGCUUUUUACAAAUUUAAACAGCAGGUUAUUGAAUCGGAGAAAAAACUUAGAAAAAUGUUCCAAGUUUCGAGCGAUUUUGUCAAGGAAGACGUUUGUCAAGUUCACGAGGAAAAAUUGGAAAAUUUGCAAUUUUCACAAUCUAUUAUUAAGCCGAAAAUAAUAAAUUUAGUGGACGAAAAACAAUCACAGAACGAAACGCAACAAGAAAUGCAACUAUCAAAAGAUGAAACCAACGAAGUAGUUGAAGAGAUUUGCAUUGAUUCCCAAAAUGUUCAUUUGUUAAAUAGUGAGAAGAAUGAGACAAUCGCAAAUAUUGUCAAUUCCGGCGAUGUUCAAUACGCAAUAACUUACGUACCUAACGAAGCUUUAAACCUCAUGCUAAAUAGAGAGGCUUUUCAAGCAGUUCUUGCAAACCCGGAAAUCAGUUUGGCGAGCACAACCAGCAAGCAGACUGCACCAACGGCAAGCAAUUUGCCAGAAAAUGUAAGCAACGGAGAUGUUGAUUAUGUGCAAUCGGUUAGUGAUUUAUUUGGGGCAAUUCCUCCAGUGGAAAGACUGUUGACUAUUGAGAGUGCAAUGGAAAAUGAAGCGAAUGUUGCAAACACGGAGAUAGAAGUGCUGUAUGCGAAUGCUUCAGCAACUCAGGAGAAAGACUGCGUUUCGGAUUCGAAUGAAAACUCCCUGCUUCUUCACGAUAACAACAACAGGGAAAAGGAAGCAGAGGAGAGCAACGACUCGGACUCGGAUUAUUUCAUAAGUUCCAAAGACGACAUUCUGGGCAGUCUCAACGACACGAUAACGAGGGUGAAGGAGAUAAGGGACGGGAACGAAGUGCAAUUUCAGUGCAGCCUCUGUCUUCAGAAUUACCAGGAACUGUCCAAGGUGUUGACUCACAUCGUCGACAAUCACGUGCCAAGCAACGGUCCCUUCUUCUGCAUCGUGUGCGAGAAGGACUGCGAGAGUCGUCGGGAGCUGCGAGCGCACGUGAAGAUCCACACGGGCUCGCACCCCUACAUCUGCUUCCUCUGCAAGAAGGCCUACGUGAUGAAGCGCUACCUGAAGCGGCACCUGGCCUGCCACACGGACUUCCCCAGGCACCGCUGCGCCAAGUGCGGCGUGCGCUACAAGAUCAAGUCGGAGCUGGAGACCCACCUGACCACCCACGCGCACGGGCCCGCCUACCAGUGCGACCAGUGCCCGCGCAUCUUCAACCACAAGGGCAACUACAAGCGCCACCUCCUGUCGCACCUGGACCCGCUCAACACCCACCUGCCCAAGUUCCCCUGCCGAGUCUGCGGCAAGCGCUUCCUCAACAACCGCACCCUGCAGACCCACUCGCGCGUCCACACCGGCGAGAAGCCCUUCAAGUGCACGAUCUGCGACCGCACCUUCUCGCAGCAGGGCAACCUCCUCAACCACAGCAAGUCCGUGCACUCCAACCCCCGCAACCACACCUGCGAGGUCUGCGGCAAGAGCUUCAACCAGAAGGCCACUCUCCGGGACCACAGCCUCCUGCACACCGGCGAGAAGCCCUACGUCUGCACCAUCUGCGGCAAGGCCUUCACCUUCAGCUCCGCCAUGCGCCGGCACGUCUGGGUGCACAGCGGCGGCAAGCCCUUCGGCUGCGACGUCUGCGACGCGCGCUUCAUCGGCAAGUACGACCUCAAGCGCCACAUGAAGAUCCACUCCCAGAGGCCCAAGCUGCAGCGACAAAGGCGCGACUCCGACGAGUCAAACGACGAGCCGAACGACGCCCACCACGCGGAGCUCCUCCAGGAAAUGAUCGUCCUGCAGGACACGCCCGACGAAGAGCGCAUCCUCAUGGAGCCGAUUCUCCUGCCCGAUCAUCGGGCGGACGCCGUCGAUCCGCAGAAGGAGUCCGAGAAGGAAAACGCCUAUGCUCUUUUCAAUUUAAUGCAGUAUAGUUAGUCCAAUGUCAUAAUUUCCUAUUUUUAAAGAAUGGUCGAAUUAAAUUUCAAAUUCCUUUCGGUAGAAGCGCAAGGAAUCUAAUUUAUGAUCUGUAUUUGGACAAUUUAAAGUUAUAUUUCAAGAAAAAUCACAAAUUUUUGUCAAUAAUAAAUGAUUAACAUUUGAAAUGAAAUUUAACAAAUGUUUUCUAUUGACCGUAAAUUGUAAUUUUUAUUCAAAUUCAACUUUAGUUUUAAAUAUUAAAAAUUAAAUUCUUCGCCUUUCCACCAAAACGAAUUUAAAAUUUAAUUUAUCUUUUUCUUUUGAAUUACGAAAUUAUAACAUUGGACUGACUUUUGUUUUGACUGUCCGUCAGAUUCUUGCUUAAUGUACACAAAGAGAGUGAUCUUUAGUUUAUCCAUGAAAAGUCAUUAUUAGUUCUACGUGCUCGCCUCACAAGCUUAGUUUACGCCUCGUUAGAAAUUAACAAAUUUCUAUUACUCUUCUGUUGUUAAUAUUUAUACUUGUAUUUAUACUCGUAUUUAUAACUAAAUUAGUUUUCGAACGUAUUCUCCCUAUAAGGGACGAUUUUACGUUUGCGAGUUAAAAACCUGAGUGAGAAUCUUUUUUUUUUAUAGUUAUUUUUCUUCAGACUAGAAAAAAAUGUGAUUUAUUAUAAAUACUCACAGUGUGUAUAAAAUAGAAAAUUAAUAAAUUUUGUAUUUUUGAGAA
This is a messenger RNA of Leptopilina heterotoma, 2929 nucleotides long. RefSeq names its product zinc finger protein 484-like. Bases 95 to 2218 code for a protein of 707 amino acids. Gene Ontology annotation, biological process: regulation of DNA-templated transcription. The record is from RefSeq and is a predicted model, not a curated record. The transcript is spliced from 4 exons. Gene Ontology annotation, cellular component: nucleus. Gene Ontology annotation, molecular function: zinc ion binding; RNA polymerase II cis-regulatory region sequence-specific DNA binding; DNA-binding transcription factor activity, RNA polymerase II-specific. Lineage: Eukaryota; Metazoa; Arthropoda; Insecta; Hymenoptera; Figitidae.